This is a messenger RNA of Closterium sp. NIES-67, 4205 nucleotides long. The record is from the annotation of a GenBank genome assembly. Lineage: Eukaryota; Viridiplantae; Streptophyta; Zygnematophyceae; Desmidiales; Closteriaceae.
AAGGCUGCUCGUGGCAUCAGUAAGGGUCCACUUGAGUUGAGAGCCCACUAUCGGGGAGACAAAAACCUGCGGAGUGCGUUGGAGGCACCAUGGCGUAUGCGAUGUGACGUGGCGGAAAGAACUGGCGCGACAGAGGAACGGGGAGAGAGGACGCAUUGUAAAUGGGAAUGGGAGGAAUGGGAGAUCGCUGGUGUUUCGUCCGGUUUGCCUGCGAAUUCGCCUUUUCCAACGGGGCCGGCAUUUGACUCAAAUAGCGGGCGGGGCUCCCGGCGCAGACACCGCGAGAUUUGGUCGGAUUUUCGGCACAGAAGAAGUAGGCUUCCGUCAAGAGCGGAGACGCGGACCAAACUGCAGCGGUCAAGCGCGAAUCGCAGCGCGCGUAUUGCCUGGAGCGCAGAUUCGAGAUCGCAGCGCCCGGAGAUCGCGCAGGCGCGGACGAUCGUGCGAGACGCAGCAAGUCCGGCGAGGCUCGCGAGGCAGCAUCUCACGGCAUGGAGUCAGUUCUUAUGUUUGGGAUGCGAUCGCCACACCUCACGUCCCUCGCUCCCGGCGCAACGGCAACCGCAGCAGCUGCUGCUGCUGCUGCUGCUGCUGCCACGUGGCAUGGCGCUGCCGCGGGGUGCGGUAUUGCUGGGUGCAUGAUUGGCGUAGGGCGGCAUCUCUGUAGCGCUCACAGUAACGCCGCUGACAGUAACAGUAACGGUCACAGUAUCAGCUACAGUGGAAUUUACAGUAACGGCCAUGGUCAUACUCAGUGUGAGCCGCUUUCCGUCAGUAUGGCACGGCGCGGUGACGGCGCAUGGCGAGGGCGCGGAGGCACGCUGAGCCACGGAGCGGGCGCCGGGGGUACCGUUGCGGGAGGGGCUGUUGCGCGCGCGCAAAGGAGACGGCGCACGUCACUGAAUGGCCGUAUCAUGGGCGAUUCCCUGCUCUUCUGCCCCCGCCUCCUCUGCCGCAGUGCGCACUCCGCUCCACCCUCCUCCUCCCUUCCCAACCCCUCCCCAGACUCACACCCCUCACCUCCUCCCCAUUCCCGUCGCCUUCCUCCCUCCCACGCCCACGCCGGUUCCUCCGACCCCCUCCUCCCUGAUUCGUCCGACGCCCAUCAUCCUCAAGCGCCUUCUGCCGCAUCUUCCAACGGAUCUUCCGCCAAUCCUCCCCCCGGAUCUUCCCUCUCCCUCCCCGCCCCUCUCCUCCCCCUCUCCCUCACCGCGUGGCUCCUCCUCCUCGCCCUCUCCUCCUGGCUCCUCCCCCUCCUCCCCCUCUUCUUCCCCCAUCUCUCCCCCGCACCCCCCCUUCCCCCUGCUCCCUCUCUCCCUGCCUUCCCCCCCGCUCUCCCUUCCUCCCCCCCAUUCCCCCUCUUCCCUUAUCUCGUGGGCUUAGUCGACGACACAGAGCCACUCUUUGCCGAGGCAGCCAGGCAGAUGGUGCUUACUGGCGACUGGGUCACUCCGCAGUUCAACGCACACCCAAGGUUCGAUAAGCCGCCGCUUUCCUACUGGCUCAUGGGGGUCGCGCUCAAGGCCGUGGGUGGUGGUGGGUUGAUGGGAGCAGGAGCAGCAGGAGCAGCAGGAGCAGGGGCAGCAGCAGGAGCAGCAGGAGCAGCUGCAGCAGCAGCAGGGGUUGCAGCGCUGCGCCUGCCGUCUGCUCUCUGCCUCUCGUUCACUCUCGUCCUCCUCUCCCUCACCGCCCUCCGCUUCGGCCUUCCCCAACCCCAGCAGCAGCAGCAGCAGCAGCAGCAGCAGCAGCAGCAGCAGCAGCAGCAGCAGCAGCGGCAGCAAGAGUCAGCUGCACAAUCCAUCGUAGACCAAUGUGUCGAAACAACAUCCCCUAGCGCCCUUCCUUCUCCCCCUCCCCCACCAACCCUCCCCCACGCCCUCCACUGGCCAGCAGCGUUCACUGUUGCACCCAUAUUCGCCCUCUCUCUCGGCCCCUUCCUCUGGGGCUCAGUCGCCGUCUCCGACGCCCCUUUCCUCGCCACCACUGCCACUGCCAUCCUCUCCUUCUUCUGGGCCUAUGCCUCCCACCGCUCCUCCCUCUACCUCCUCUCCGCUCUCUCCCUCUCCGCUGCAUGCCUUACCAAAGGCCCGCUGGGGAUCCUCCUCCCGUGCCUCGUCCUCUCCCUCUUUCUCACUCUCUCCGGGACCUUCUCCCUCCGCUCCCCUCUCGCAUUCCUCUCGUCUGUACGCUCUUUCUUUUUCCAAGAGCUCCCCUUCCUCCCAUGCAUCCUCACCGCUCUCCUCACAGUUCUCCCCUGGUUCGUAGCCAUGGGUAAGCGCCAUGGCAGCAUGUAUAUGAGCACGUUCUUUGGGUACCAUCACUGGGAGCGAUUCGCAAAGGGCGUGAACCACCAUGGGAACAGGCCGGUCCUGUACCCGUUACUAGCCUGCCUGCUGCUGUAUUUCCCCUGGUCGCUGCUCGUCCCGCCUGCGUUCCUGCACACAGCCACUGCUGCUGCUGGUGUUGUCAUGGAUCGAUAUAGGUGGAGGGGGGGGAGGGAUGAGAGGGAGGAAGGAAAGGGAGGGCGGGGAGACCAAGGGGGUUGGGAAGAAGGCGAGGAGAAGAGAUGGGAAAACGGGGAGCGUGAGGAGAGAGGGCAAUCACAGACAGGUGGGAAGGAGAGGGGGGGGGAUCUGGUGCUGCUGGGUCUAGUGUGGGUGGUGUCUGGCUUUGGCUUGCUUGCUCUCUCCCGCUCCCAGCUCCCAUCCUACUACCUUCCCAUCGCGCCAGGUGUCGCUAUCGUACUGGCUGCAGGCCUCCUCAAACCGCCGUCUUCCCAGCCCCCAUCAACACCACACAGCCCACACCCAUCCACAAACCCACAGCCUGCACAACCAUCCCAUCCCUUCCAAACCCCCUCGAUCCUCCCCUCGUUCCCUCCUCUACCCCCAUCUGGUACGCCUCUCUCCGCCCUCCUCUCUGCAUCAGUCUUCGUCCUCCUCUCUCUCGCCUUUGCACUCCUGCCCUCGCUGCUCCAGCAGCUGUCUCUAGGAGACCCCAAGGCUGCGGCCAUAGCAGGUCUGAUGGCCCAACACAAACUGCACUGGCGCGCCUCUGCUCUCUUCGCUGCUGCUUCUGCUUCCUGCGCUGCCAUCUCUGCUCUUGCUGCUGCUCGUAAUCCUCUAUCCUCUCCCUCCUCUCCCUCCUCUCCCUCCUCUCCCUCCUCUCCCUCGUCUCCCUCGUCUCCCUCCUCUCCCUCCUCUCCCUCCUCUCCCUCCUCCCCCUCGGCAACGUCACCGUCGUCUCCCACCGCAUCUCCCCUCUCCUCGCCCCAUCAGCUACCCCACUUUAUCCGCCUCUCUCCUGUGUCCCCCCUGCUCAUCGUCCACUCGUCCCUCGUCCUCCUCCUCCUCCCGCUCUUCCUCCGCCCCUCUCUCCUCAUUGCAGACUCCAUCCUCCAACGCCCCUCUAGAGAGCUUGCCCUCACUGCUGCCUCUCUGCUGCCCCCCAUACAGUCACACUCGGAAAGAUCAAGUGUCAGUAGUAGACUGGAGGGACAGAGAGGUGCUGGAGUAGAGGCAGGUCGCGAAGCGCCCGUAGGGUCACACGCAUUGGGACCUGGAGGAAUUGUGGAUGCACCAGCACCAGCAGCAGCACCAGCCACAGAGCCGAUGGUGAUGGUGGGUGCGCGCAUGCCCAGUGUGGUGUUCUACGCUCAGCGCCCCGUGGCUUUCAUAGAGUUGCCGGAGCAAGCACGCAGCGUGUUGGAAGGGCUUGCAGCGAGAAUGAGAGCGCAGGGGGAAAGGACGGGAGAGAGGGGGUUGGAGAGGGGAACGGAUAGGGCAAUGGAGGGGGGAAUGGAGGGGGGGAUGGAGGGGGGGAUGGAGGGGGGGAUGGAGGGGGGGAUGGAGGGGGGGGUGGAGGGGGGGAUGGAGACUGUGUUGGUGUUGGCAGAAGAGGCGUACGUGGGGGCAUUGUUCGCCUUGCCCUCGUACCGCGCUUCUAUUGUUGCACAGCAACCUGGUUAUGCUUUGCUUCGCCUUCGCAUUCGCAAAUGAAGUGGUGCUUUCCGUGCCAUCCUGCUCUAGAGGCAGAUACAGUUCUGGAUAUUAGGAUUCCUGAUUCAGGAAAAAAACAGGGUGUUGAGGGGUACCGGCCCUGAUUUGCUAGGGUUUUGGUUUUGGCAUUUCCUGAUAUUUCAGGGUUUUUUUUUGUCAGCAGCACAGUUUUUUUUUGUAAGGGAUCCUGAAAUUUCAGACUUGUAU